AUGGAUCAACGACCCGGAUCCUCACAUGAGGACCGUUUGCGAUCCGAAUCUGCCGACUGGGCAGUCAAGUCUGAGCAUGCAGUCAGCUCUCCUCGGAUAGCCGGUUCAGAUCUCGCCUCAGCCACGUUCAAACCAUCGCCAACACCACUCCCUUCAACAGAGGCACCUGACUCCGCGGCCAUGGCCGUGGCGUCCAAGAAGAAAGGCACAGCGACUGGCCUUAAGAAGGUCCCGAAGAGACCAGGGCCUGGCAACUCAAAAAGAAAGAAGAAAGCGAAGACGGGCUCGGCGGCUCCAGGCGUAGACGAUCCGUCCGGAGAGGAGGAAUCCGACAACGGCCCAUAUUGCCUGUGCCGUGGUCCCGACGACCAUCGGUGGAUGAUUUGCUGCGAAAAGUGCGAGGACUGGUUUCACGGGGAGUGUAUCAACAUGAACAAAGAAAUCGGCGAAAACCUCAUUGAGAAGUUCAUAUGCCCAAACUGUACAACCGAGGAUCUUGCUACCAUUUACAAAAAAACGUGUGCGCUGAGAGCUUGUCGCAAAGCGGCGCGUUUGGCGCAAAGUCAACCGAGCGUGUUUUGUUCAGACGAGCAUGUGCAAGUGUGGUGGGAGAGAAUGAUUAGCAGGCUGCCCAAAGGCAGAGCCAAGAAUGGGCUGAAUGACCAGCUGGCGCAGGAUGAGUUUAUGGCGCUCCUCAGCAGCGACAUAGGGAGUAGAGAUGAGGAUGGCAUGUGGAAACUGAUCAAGACGCCCUUUUCGGACGAUCCGACCAACAACAUAGAUGCAGAAGGAGAUGAAGCGCUUUCCAAAUUAUUAAGCGACGAAGAACGAAGGUUCCUUGACGAAGCGGCCAAGGCUCGGUUUGAGCUAGCAGAAGAGACGCUCCUCUGCCACAAAAUGUUUACUCUGAUUGAGCUAGCCCAAGAGCGCAGACGCGCGGCCAUUACUGCUGGACGGUUCGGCGACGACAUUUGCGGCUAUGACUCCAGGUUGGACGCCGUAUCUGCACGAGACGUUUUUUCCGCGUUUAUCAAGUCCCCUGAGGGAGAGGAAGUGUUCAAAAACUCGAAGCUCGACGACCCGCUGGGCGAAGACGACACGAUCAGAGGAAUGUGUGAACGAAAACGCUGCAAGACACACAGCGGUUGGCAAAAGAUGCUGCCCUUGGGCGUAAAGCACCAUAUUCGGGAGAUGGCAGGCCAGGCCGCAGAAGUGGAAGAGGAGGAGCAAAUAGUUCGCAAAGCUGUGGUGGAGCGAUGGAAGAGGAGGCAGGCGGAGAGUAACUGGGUCGAGUCUUUGGAGUAG
Molecule: messenger RNA, 1305 nt
Organism: Metarhizium acridum CQMa 102
Lineage: Eukaryota; Fungi; Ascomycota; Sordariomycetes; Hypocreales; Clavicipitaceae
Cellular component (GO): Set1C/COMPASS complex
Source: RefSeq, a predicted model, not a curated record